Messenger RNA from Elgaria multicarinata webbii, 637 nucleotides. RefSeq names its product neuropeptide Y (gene NPY). Lineage: Eukaryota; Metazoa; Chordata; Lepidosauria; Squamata; Anguidae. The record is from RefSeq and is a predicted model, not a curated record. Gene Ontology annotation, cellular component: extracellular region. Gene Ontology annotation, molecular function: neuropeptide hormone activity; neuropeptide Y receptor binding. The transcript is spliced from 4 exons. Bases 140 to 433 code for a protein of 97 amino acids. Gene Ontology annotation, biological process: feeding behavior; neuropeptide signaling pathway.
CUCCUGCCUGCUGGGAAAGCCAUAAAACACCUCGCCGAGGCGCGCAGCCCCACACUGGAGAGCUCGUCCACUCGCCCAGGCAGCGGCUGCAGAAGACUCCGGAGUCGCGGGACAAGCGCGUGCCUCAGCGGCACCGAAGAUGCAGGGGACCAUGAGACUGUGGCUGUCUGUCAUGACGCUUGCCCUCUGCCUGCUGAUCUGUCUGGGGACUCUGGCAGAAGCGUAUCCAUCCAAACCGGACAGUCCUGGCGAGGAUGCACCUGCAGAAGACAUGGCCAGAUACUACUCAGCACUGAGGCAUUACAUCAACCUCAUCACACGGCAGAGGUAUGGAAAGCGAUCCAGCCCAGAGACACUGAUCUCCGAUCUUUUGUUGCGGGAAAGCACAGAAAAUAUUCCUAGAUCUAGGUAUGAAGAUCCUGCAAUGUGGUGAUGGAAAUAACAGCCUGUCUUCAAUCUUUCCCCUAGUUUUCAGUCCAUGUUCCAUUGCUAGAAGACCAGCCAGUUUCACCCCCAGUGCAUGCAACCAUUGUACUGAAUUCUGUAGAGUUUUCCCUGCAUUAUCCUUGUACAUACAUUUAUUUAAAUAAAUUACUUGUGCACUCCAAAUGGUAACAUUUUACAUGAGAGAGAGGCC